UGUGGAUCUUGUUAAGGCUUACUCCUGCAGGCGGCAGAGGGCAGGAGUGUGUUGAUGAACUACGCCCAGCUGUCUGCUGGGGAUCGUGAGAUAUGCAGACGAUCAAGUGUGUGGUGGUAGGAGAUGGAGCGGUGGGUAAAACCUGCCUGCUCAUCUCCUACACGACAAACAAAUUCCCUUCUGAGUAUGUUCCCACGGUAUUUGAUAACUAUGCAGUUACGGUAAUGAUUGGAGGUGAACCAUACACAUUAGGCCUUUUUGAUACAGCAGGACAAGAAGAUUAUGAUAGACUGCGACCUCUAAGCUAUCCGCAAACAGACGUAUUUUUAGUCUGUUUCUCUGUUGUGUCCCCAUCAUCAUUUGAAAAUGUCAAGGAAAAGUGGGUGCCAGAAAUCACUCAUCACUGCCAGAAGACUCCAUUCCUCCUAGUGGGCACUCAAAUUGACUUGCGAGAUGAUGCUGCUACAGUAGAAAAGCUGGCCAAGAAUAAGCAGAAGCCUAUAACGUAUGAACAGGGUGACAAGCUGAGCCGUGAGCUUAAGGCAGUUAAGUAUGUUGAAUGUUCAGCACUAACACAGAAGGGCCUCAAGAAUGUAUUUGACGAAGCCAUUCUUGCAGCCUUAGAGCCUCCAGAACCCCAGAAACGAAGGAAAUGUGUUGUUCUGUAGGGUAGGACACAUCCAUGGUAGACCUUGGAGGAGCCCCAGGCAUAUACAAGAUGUGCAAGAUUGCCUUUUAUGGUCAGUAGGGUUUUUGUGGAGUUAGGAUUGCCUCUGAAGCUAUUUGGAUGAGAUAAUUUUGUCAGUGUUAUAACUGCAAGAAUGUGUGUUUUUAUUAUAACAAGGUAUAUUCCAGUAGUGGAUGAAGGAAGAUGCCAAAGUUUAUAUUUCUUGGUGAGUGAGUGAGGCUUCAUGCAGCUUUGGGGCUGUACUCCUUGGGAGAAUGUAAGCAACCUAAGCACAAGAAAUGGCUGCCAGGUAGCAUGGGUGGAGAAGCAGCAUUGUGCGGCUGAAUGUAUUUCUCGCACAACCUCCUUUUCCAUCGAAACAUUUACCUGUUGUGUUCCCACUUGCCCUCUCCCCUCUCCCUGGGCCAGCAUCCUACCUGUGCCACUUGAGAGCCUCAUGGUUCCACUUGGUUUGCUUCCAGUUAGGUCAAGAGUGUCCUUUCAUUUUUUCAUAUAAACUAUUCAUGUAAACUACUAUGGAGACUUUGAACACAAAUAUCAUCUGAUUCCAGUCAUCCCAGAAUUCUCUAGUAGAUUCAUUUUAUUCAUGAAACAAUGAUCAACAUCUCAGUAUUCAAGUUCUAUUAGGAUCUAUUUCUCUCUCUCUCUCUCUCUCUCUCUCUCUCUCUCUCUCUUUCUUUCUUUCUUUCUUUCUUUCUUUCUUCGGCUUUUUCAAAGCUUAAAUGCAUCUCAUCCUAUUUACUAGUAAUGAAUUUAGAAGUGUUGAUAAAUUUAAAAAGUAACCCAUAUUUGUAUGAGCUUAACUUCUGAUAUAACUGCCUCAGACUAUCAUAAGUUUCCUAUUCUUACAUUUACACUCUUCAUUGAUGUGUAUCUAGCAACUAUAACUUCUUUUUUAUUGUAAUUUUAGUGCAAACUUUAGAAAAUGUCAGUGGAUUAUAACUUGGUUUUGUGGGCUCAGUACCAAGAUAAUCCCUAAGACAAGACCAUUUGAUUUUAAGUAACAGUUAAUUUUUUUUUACUAUGUGGUGUGCCUGAGUAAGAAACUAGGUUUGAAGUAAGUGGCAUUUAUGCAAAGGGGUUAUCAAUUAUUGUUCACAUAAAAGCAUGUUGUUCCCAGUGUUUUGAGUUCAUGUACUGCACAGCAGAAGUAUCUGCUGACGAGUCACCCACCUAUGUGGUCAUAUGCCAGCUACUUAUGGGUGCUUCAAGACAAUUGGGAAUGUCUGAUGUAGUAGAAAGUUAUAUAUUGACUAAGUAGUUGGCUCAAUGAUAUGAAUCAUUAUUUUUGUACAAAAUCUGUAAAUCUGAAAGUAGUGUUCUAUGAUUUUCCAAAUUUCUGCUGCUUCAGACACAAAGUUUGGUGAUAACCAGAUGGUUGGUAGCUACCUUGCCUCAUGUGUUAACUAACCCACCACUGGUCUUGGUAGGGAACUCUUGUUUAAAAUAACUGUAGUUGCCAUGUUGACCAUUGCAAAUAUAAGACAAAUUGAUUCUGUCUACAUUUAAAGUGUGAUAAAACCUCAUGAUUUUAAAAGGAAGUUUGGUAUUUAUGGAGGGAGUUACAAAUAAACCAUUUGGAUUGGA
Homarus americanus (American lobster) is the source of this 2275-nucleotide messenger RNA. RefSeq names its product cdc42 homolog (gene Cdc42). Gene Ontology annotation, molecular function: GTP binding; GTPase activity. NCBI's taxonomy places the organism in Eukaryota, Metazoa, Arthropoda, Malacostraca, Decapoda, Nephropidae. Bases 93 to 668 code for a protein of 191 amino acids. The transcript has 5 exons. Gene Ontology annotation, biological process: small GTPase-mediated signal transduction. The record is from RefSeq and is a predicted model, not a curated record.